UUGGGUCUUUCGUUACGGCUUCCAGCAUUUCAUUCGUUAAUAUAUCAAAUACCCUUUUAUACACCCAAUCAGUCAAGGUAUUACAUCGCAGGUAAAAUAGCAUAGCCAUCGGCGUACUCGAGGGUAAAUUGGACGCACGAUGUCUUUCUCGCCGCCACCCACUUCUCCAUCCUCUCCCCACAAUGCUUUCAACAGUCUAUCCAUGGAAGAGCGAUGGGCUCGGCAUCUCCGCAACCGUCAAAAUAUGAUCACAGGGGUCGGAACUUCAGCUACGAUUAAGCAGCAGAAUUGUUAUCAUGAACAAAUCUGGGGACAAUCGACUACUACACUACACCCACUAAGCCCAGCGCUGGUUUGGUCGCAGCUUCGUAAGCUACUAACUGGACAAAUUCCCCUUGGGGUGAUUGGAUUUUUGAGCAAGUAUGCAAGAGAACACGAACCAAGCGAAUAUCAUGGACUAGAGGCAUCUCCAUGCCGAUACAGCGAACGGCGAAACCGCUUUGAAUUUGUCGAUUCGCCCUCACCAUCGCUUCGCGAUAGAUCAGACUCGCUUUCGUCUGUAAAGACGGUCGUGUUUACCGACGGAGCGUCAAGCUAUACUAUCCAUGCGGAAGAUAAUAGGCUUGUGAACGGUCUGGGUUGGUGGAUAAGUAACGCGUGCAGACAUUCAAGGGAUAUCUCGUUCUACGGGUUGAUGAAGAUGAUUAUUCAUAAAGCUUACGCACUCUUUAUCACCACUGACGCUGCGACUCAGACCGCCUCAUUCAAUAGCAAUGACACCUAUAUCAUCAGUGAUGGUAUUCAAGCUAAUAUGAAUGGCCGUAUUAGCGGUACUGUUUUAGCUGUUGGAGGGGGUGUGGAAAAAAGUGUUGGUAUUUCUACUCAAGCACCUGGUCGUCAUAUCCGAUGGUCUGAUAUCGAAACCACACGCUCUAUGACUGAAAACCUCACCGCUGCUCGUCAGGGCAGUAAUAAUAACGGAAAGAAAAGCAUUCCUGUUUCAUGCCCUGCUUUCAGCGUUCCCAAUCACUUGCUUACGGUGAAUGAACAUGUGUCGACACCGAAUGUGGUUGUUACAGAAGCAUCACCUCCGGCAUCCCUUAAUGACGCAGAGAAUACAAGUCCUACGAGAACCCCAGUUCAUACUAGAGCUUCUAGUCCUACUGGAGAAUCCACUGCUAAUCCUGCAUCGGGGGCUUCUGUGUCCUCUCCAAAUCCGUCAACGAAUAAUCAACCAUCCAACGGCCCCUCGCUAGGGUCUGCCGAGACUUUAGUUAACGCGGAAUCUGCCAACCGCCGCGGCGAAGCUCACACCUCUACUUCGCGCAAGAGAGAAUCCGCAAAUCGCACCGAUACGUCGACGCUUGAGCAGGAACCGCAAAGCGAGGGCGUUGAUAACAUAUCACUGCCUGCGGACUGGACGCCUGUUCUUCACCAGAUGGUUCCUUUCGAGCAGGAAUUAGAUCGUGCGAUGGUGUCGGGACUGCAACCACGACCUGGGUCUGAGCUCCCGCCGGGGUACCAGCCGGAGUCCUAGAUAGAACUCCAGCCGAUACAGAGAGGUGCCGCAAACCAGCCGCCGGCCCCUAGUGUGAACCAGCCCCCUAAUGUUCAGCAAGGCGGCAUACCGGUGGUCCCUGAUAUCGAGCAGGGCGCAGUAAUAGCACCCCGUAGGCCAUCCGCCCGGAAGUGGUUGCAAAGAGAGAUGAGAGACUGUAGGAGGUGGUUCCUCAACAUGU
Molecule: messenger RNA, 1739 nt
Organism: Daldinia decipiens
Lineage: Eukaryota; Fungi; Ascomycota; Sordariomycetes; Xylariales; Hypoxylaceae
Exons: 2
Coding region: 140-1537 (465 amino acids)
Source: RefSeq, a predicted model, not a curated record